ACAUCUACACAGAUCAUCAGAGCACUGAUGAUCAGUGUGCCCUGAUGAUCUGUGUAGCCCCAGCAGCGCCACCUGUCAGUGUCCAUCAGUGCCAGCUCUGUGCUCAUCCAUGCCACGUGCCAGUGCCACAUCAGUGCCACAUUUCAGUGCCCAUCAGUGCCACAUCAAUGCCACAUAUCAGUGCCCAUCUGAGCUGCCUUUCAGUGCCACCUAUCAAUGCCAGUCAGUGCCACCUAUCAGUGCUGCCAAUCAGUGCCACCUAUCAGUGCCAGUCAGUGCCGCCUAUCAGUGUGCAUCAGUGCCACCUAUCAGUGCCAUCAGUGCCACCUAACAGUGCCAGUCAGUGCCGCCUAUCAGUGCCGCCUAUCACUGCCAUAUAUGAGUGCUGCCUUUCAGUGCCCGUCAGUGAUGCCUGUCAAUGCCACCUACCAGUGCCUCCUCAUCAGUGCCCAUCAGUGCCACCUAUCAGUGUCCAUCAGUGCAGCCUAUCAGUGCCCAUCAGUGAAGCCUCAUUAGCGCACAUCAGU
Messenger RNA from Staurois parvus, 527 nucleotides. The record is from the annotation of a GenBank genome assembly. NCBI's taxonomy places the organism in Eukaryota, Metazoa, Chordata, Amphibia, Anura, Ranidae.